Messenger RNA from Anopheles merus, 7804 nucleotides. RefSeq names its product cytohesin-1 (gene step). The record is from RefSeq and is a predicted model, not a curated record. The transcript has 10 exons. The coding region runs from base 867 to 3026 and encodes 719 amino acids. Gene Ontology annotation, biological process: regulation of ARF protein signal transduction. Gene Ontology annotation, molecular function: guanyl-nucleotide exchange factor activity. Lineage: Eukaryota; Metazoa; Arthropoda; Insecta; Diptera; Culicidae.
CUCGUGUUUCGGCUCUACGGCAGUGUUCCAACGCGCUCGCUCGUGUCAGUACGAUCAGAGUUUUGUAGCCGGGCGCACACGCCAGGCAAACCCAGCAGCAGCAGCAGCAGCAGCAGCACCAGCGCGCGUGUGUGUUGGACCGCGAAUGUGCCGCGCUACGAUUUGUGUUUCUUCCGGCUGUGCUGUUUCGGCGGGGCCCGCGUUGUUUUGAUUGACAGAAACAUACGGUAGUAGUAGGACGGGAGGAAGGUUUGUGCGCUAACGGCGGAGCGGGGCAGCGGUCUAUUUGCAUCGAGGGAUGUCGAAAGUUCACAGCGAAAUUUAACCAUGUGCCAGAUUCUCUGACGCUUUAAUUGCAACGAAAUAUACCUCAACAACAGUGCAUUAGUAAGUGAGAUUGUUUAUGACAGUCCAAAAACCGCCCCCGAAAUUCGUUCAGUGUUCAGUGACCAGCAGGGAAGCAGCAGCAGCAGCAGCGGUGGAACAGAAAUCAAAUGAAAACUCCAAGUGAAAGGACAAAGUGUUUGCUUGUCGUGACGACUGUGCCGCCAUCGGCGGGCGCCGUAUUCCUGCUGCCCGGCGGCGAUCAGAUGUGAUUCGAUCGUGAAGUGCGUGCUGCAGCCUUGCCCACAACCUAGCAGCCCAGCCGAGGCUCGCGUCUUAUUGCCGCACUGCUAGGCGCCCCAGUGUAAAUUUUGCCACUCUCCGUCAGCUAUUCAAACCAAUCAGAGGGCCGCGCAGUGAGAUAUAGCGUGUUAUUUAGUGUUUAGGGUAAUUACACAGUGUGCAACAGUGACAACUCGCCCUCCAAGCGCGAACCAAGCCAACAAGUGCCUGCGCUAGUCUCGCAGUGAAUCGGAGACAACAUGUUCUCCUCAUUGCCACCGAGCGCCACCGGCGGCGAUGGCGGUGUCGUAGUCGGCAACGUCAAGAAAGGUCCCAGCAAUUGGUUCUGGUCGUUGCGCCGUCAGCCGAAGCCGAAAAAGGCGAUCCUCGAGCCGGACAAACCACUGCAAAAGAGCUGCGUCGAUCUACCGUCCGCCACUACGAACGGGGGCUCCCCCGGUCCGUUCGGAAACUUGCCAACCCGACUCGAUGAGGUGGUGUCCACCAGCAGUUCCACCAUCGAGCGUCCCUCACCCGCCUGUACGUGCGAGUACGUGCAGGUGUUCGAACCGCCGGAAACGACGGGCAGCAUCUCCACGACUGCCACCAUCACGAAGACCGUGUCCCGGCACCACCAGCACGCCGACAAGCUGCUCGAAUCUGCCUCGUCCGACAGCAAUCUUGCCUUAAGCUCUGCUGCCUCCUCUCCGUUGGAGGGUGCUGGCAACGGGUUGCAACCGUACGCGACGAACAGUUUGCGGCGCCGGAAGGAACAACAGGUCGUGUACGGUGCGAAAACGGUCACAACCGUCACGAAGACGACCGUACUGAACCGUCAGCGGACGUACCGGGUGGGGCUGAUCUUCAGUGAUAAUGGAGAGCUGCUGAACAGUAACCUCGACCUGCGCCAGUUGGUGGAGGAAAGUAAGCGCAACUUCCUGAACGCGCUCGAGAACGGUGGUCCGGUGGAGGAUGGUUCUGCCAUUCCACCACCGCCCCGGUUAGUGCAAGAACCGGCCAAAGAAGCUAACAACAACGAACGGUUAAAGGAAGCUGCCCGACGUCCGGAGUUGCAGCAACAGUUUAGCAUACUGGACGACAGCAACUUUGACUUCAUCGAUGACAGUGCCGAUCUGUUCAACCGUAACUACCCGCAUCAGCCGCCGCCGGUGUCGGCAUCAUCGGGCGGGCUAGAACCAAGGUCACUGGUCGCAGCGGCAACAUCGGCGGGGGGAGCAGCUUCGACGUUCCCCAUUACCAAAGUGUUGCGUAUGUGCAACAACUGUAAAAAUAGAAGUAAUCUAGUCUACCAGCGAAGCUGCUCCCAGCCCCAUCGUAAGCAAAUCAACGAUGAGCUGAACGAGGUCGAGUCGGAGAUGAAAGCCCACGAAAGCAAGGAGGAGAACAAACAUUCCAACAAAGACAAACAGAUGGCGCUGGGGCGGAAAAAGUUCAACAUGGAUCCAAAGAAAGGAAUAGAAUUUUUAUACGAAAACCAGCUGCUAAGGACGGAUCCACAGGACGUGGCACAGUUCCUAUACAAGGGAGAAGGUCUCAACAAAACGGCCAUCGGCGAUUAUCUGGGCGAAAAGAACGACUUUAACGAGCAGGUGUUGAAGGCCUUUGUAGAGUUACACGAUUUUACGAAUCUUAUACUGGUGCAAGCUUUAAGACAAUUCCUCUGGUCAUUCAGACUGCCCGGCGAGGCGCAGAAGAUCGAUCGCAUGAUGGAAUGCUUCGCCCAGCGGUACUGCCAGCUCAAUCCGGACAUCUUCACCAACACGGACACGUGCUACGUGUUGAGCUUUGCCAUCAUUAUGCUCAACACCUCGCUCCACAAUCCAUCGGUAAAAGAGAAGCCCACGGUUGAACAGUUCAUUUCCAUGAACCGUGGUAUCAACAAUGGAGGCGAUUUGCCGCGCGAACUGUUAGAGUCCCUGUACGAGUCGAUACGAGCUGAACCGUUUAAAAUACCUCAGGACGAUGGGAACGAUCUGAUGCACACCUUCUUCAACCCGGACAAGGAAGGCUGGCUGUGGAAGCAGGGCGGAAGAUACAAAUCGUGGAAACGAAGAUGGUUUAUCCUGAACGAUAACUGUCUGUACUACUUCGAGUACACCACCGACAAGGAGCCGAGAGGGAUCAUUCCAUUGGAAAACAUUGCGGUGCGCGAGGUAACGGACCGGAGUAAACCGCACUGCUUCGAGCUGCACGCCAGCGGCGGGGCCGACAUCAUCAAGGCGUGCAAAACCGACAGCGAGGGUAAGGUGGUGGAAGGUAAGCACACCGUCUACCGGAUGUCGGCCGCGACCGAGGAGGAGCAGCAGGAGUGGAUCACCCGCCUGAACCAGUCGAUCAGCCACAACCCGUUCCACGACAUUCUAGUACAAAGGAAAAAGAAAGCCCUGGCCAAAAGUUAGUUAGCACUGUCCUGUUUGAAGAACUAAAACAAACAAAACAAAAAAACAAAAAUGUCCCCAAUGCCUGAAUGAACAUCAAUACAAAAACCACUCCCUCCACUCCUUCACUUCCCGUCCCACCCCAAUUUUCAAAAUCAAUCAGAAUGCAGGCGCUAAACACACACACACCCACAUUUAAAGGCAUAGCAAACGUAUUGUGAAAUCAAACUAAAAACAAACACAAAAAACGCCCGCAAAUGUUCUCAUCCGCCACUGUUCCAUUAUGUUGCGAUCGGAGAGGCAAAAUUUAAUGUGAAAAAACAGCAAUCAGAGAGAAAAGGUAGAUUGGAAGAAUUUUCUUCUACAAAAAUCGAUCGUCAGCCAACGAAAACCCUCUAACUGCGUUGUAGAGAUCAAACUGAUGGACCCGUGCAAGAUGUUAACAUUGUUCCAUACCGCCAAAAGCGUUAAAUUUAAACUAACAAUUCAUUCUCACGGACGGCAUAUAAAGAAAAUUAGGAAAAAGAGAGCGAGGUAGAGAAAGAGAAUAGAAAAAAAUCAAACGAAAAAAACCCGUUCAGGCAACCAACAUCCAACAUGCUUCGGCUGCGCAUACGAUCGUGCUUUUCUUUCUAUUAACUGCUUAUACGGCUCCUGCUCCUGCCAUGAUGGGGGGAAAGCCAAAUCAUCUGCUUGUUUGUGUGUUUAUGUUGCGUUUUGUGUGGUUAGCGAGUGAUAAUACCCCGACAUCAUUUGUGGCCAUGCGUGUGUGUUCGUACGUGUGCUACCGCUCUGUGCUGCUGGCUCUGUAACUUGGAUCCCUGUGUGGGACCAGGACAACUGUGUGCGUGUGCGGUGGGAUGGGAUGGUUCCUAUCUGUUUGUUUAACUGUUUGUUCGUUUCGAGCGUUAGGUUAAGUUAGUUCGAUGAAAAAGUUAGUUAAAUUCCGGUUCAAGUGCGCUUUUGAUGUAAGUGAAGGGAGAAGGUAGAAGAUACUAGCCCCCACACAUCGUCCCACGUUUAGAUUCAAUUGUCGUUGGUGCCGUUGCGUUCUGUUUAGAUUAAUUCGCUCCCCCAUUUCGUUUGGUGUGGCGGCUUCGAUUCGUGGGCUUGGGGGGGAGGCAGAUUUAAAUUAAGCGGGAAAUGAAUGCUCCUGCCCCUACACCACUGUUCGUAUCGGCCUUUUUGCAACGGUGCAUUCCCGGCCCGGUUACAGACGACCGGUGGAAUGUGUGUGUUUUAAUUUGUGUUAGGUCAGUAUUUCUGUUGCCGUGUCCUCGUGGUGGCAAUCCCGUUGCUUUGCUGCUGCCGCCUCCAUUCUCACCGGUCGAUCGUUGGAGGUUGUUAAAGCAGCAGGUGAAAGUUAGGAGAAAAUAAGCGGAAAAUGCGUAGUAUGUUUAGGUAAACGGCGACAGUGAUCCAACCGUUGGAUCGUAACUGUGAUCAUGAAUGGAUAGCGUUUAGAAAAAGAGAGAGAGAGAGAGGGCGAGCCACGUGAAAAUGCUUCUUUUUGCGCAAUAUAGGAACAAUGCAUGGACAAAACCACUCUACUACAUUGUAAAUAUACAUAAUAUAUACAGUCAUCAGCUAGGUAACCGUUAUAGAAAUGAGCUUUUUUGAGUGGUUGAGUUUUUGAGGGUUCAAUUUGUUUAGUUCCAUUGUGUCCAACCAGUUCAUGUCCCCUUUCACUUUUGUUGAGUGUUAAGUUGAUGCUAGUUACUCCUUAAAUUUCGAACAUAAAUCGUGCUUGACAGACAACACAAAGCAUCGAUGUCCAAUUAAACAAUGAACCCAAACCGUGUGUGUGUGUAUGAUGGGAUGUAGGUGUGUAAUAUAUAAAACUAUAAGGUAGAAAGGAGUGCCGCAACCACAGCAUCAUAAGUAAGGAUCGUAUUGCCUGCAAGGCAACAUUUUUGCAAUCCCACACCUCCUCAACGCCUCGGUCCUCUGGCACGUUGUUCCCCCUUUUUUUCACACGCACCUUUUUGCCCACAUUCGCGAUACCGCGUUUCCUUAUUUAUGCGCACCGACACCUCCACCAACCAGUGAACAUACAAACAUAGUCCUCCCACCGAGACAAUGCUGCGCCCCCCGUAAAGCUACCCUUCCUCAUCGUGGUGUGUAAUUGUAACCACUUUGUGUCAACUGCUCUGGCCUCUCUUGGCGCGCAUUGAGCUGUAAAGCAGCACCACAAGAGGAAGCGGGAAAGCUUCCUUUACACUUACGCAAUCACAAUUAUAAUUGUACUGGAAAAGGACCGAAAGGUAGGGAUAAAAUAGGGAAGAGUUAAAUGGAACAGGGGACAAUGAGGAGAAAAACAAAGCUAAAAAAAGGAAAGUGAUUUUAGGGAGGACGAUACUAACUGAUGACGAUAAUGGACGGUGUGUGGUGUUGUAGGUUAAAUUUAUAUAGCGCGCCUGUAGUUGUAAUCAUGGUACUGAACACACAUUAUAACUAGGUUUGGAAACAAGAAGAAUGGAGUGUAAAAGAGUAAGUGCGUGUUUUUGUUUGUAUUUUUUUUAAAUAAUUGUUGUAAAUAGUGGUGGUGGUUGCCGUAUAUUUUGUUUAUAAGUAAGUGCAACCACUAGAGAAAGAACAUGACAUUUUUGCCGUAGCUUUGGAAGGUUCAUUCGCAUGAUUCGCAUAUUUCAGCUGAAACUGUACAGCCACUAGGCUUUAAUACCGGUGGCAUUCUUUUAUUUUUGUUUUAAAGGGCUUUUCAAAAGCUCAUGGUAAUUCGUCGAAACUGUGUGAAAGUUAAUUUGCACAACCCCGACUGAUGGGGAUUCGGUGUUACGAAACUCAUCAAUUGCAAUUCCGCUGACGGUGUGCUGCUCCUGCUGUUUUACUCUAUUUGUUCUGGUUCCUUUUUUUUUUUCACUUUCCCACUUCCGGAAUCAUCGCGGAUCCAUGCAUGCAAAAAUCAUUUCACACGUCAGCUGAUGAAAAUUGGAAGCAUUCCAAUGUAUCCAUCCGCUCCCUUAACAGCAGCAGUUGAAUGGGAGGUAGAGAGAGAGAGUGAGUGAAAAAAAGUCGAAUAAUACGAUAAUAAAUAGGACCGAUGAGGGUUCGAUCGCUUGAUAAUGAUGAUUGAAAUUCGAUAAUAAAAAAAAACAGGGCGGAAGCAUAAAUAAUGACUACAAAAACUGCACUCUCCCUCUCUCUCUCGCUUCGGAACCGUUAACGGGAUGGGUCACGAUGGUAAACCAAAGCGUGUUGUGCACUGUGUGGCGCAAAUCCUGCUGAUGAGGUCUGGCCUGUUAGUUUCGCUUUUUUGUGUCUUUUCUUCACUCGGGGAAAAAACUAUAAUAACGAAAUAAAAUUUCCCCUUUUUCCGGUUUACUAUACCCUCGCCGGCCACACCAGUGAGCCGCACACUGCCCGUGGCACAAUUAAAAUGAUAUUUAAAACCGUCUCCUCUACCCCUGCCGGUGGAGAGGACAGCGUUGUGGCAGCGUGGCAGAGCAGUAGUGGGUGGUGGUAGUGGCCUAGCGGCGGCUGUAUAUGAAUUAAUUCAAUUUAAAUUGAUUUUCAUCUGGUUUUGUGUCGAUUCGAUUUUCGCAAAUCUCACACACGGUUCCGAUCGUUACUGGCUUGGCUGGCUGACUAUCGGCUAUCGUAUGCAGAGAGGCGAUCCGGCUCCCCUUUUCAUCGCACUUUACCAAUAUGUAUCUGUUUCUCAUUUUAUUAUUUAUUUUGCUUUUCUGUACGAUAAACCCAUCGACUCUGUUAACUCUCUCCUUUUCUCUCUCUCUUUCUCUCUGUGUCCUCUUUAUUUUUUGUCCCAAACAAUCAAACGCUUUUGCUUUUCGAUUGGGGGGUGUUCAGGGUGUCGUCGCCUUGCAGCAAGCACCAUGCGAUACUAUUGACCCAGUUCGGGAGUGCGUGCGAGUUGGACUUUCGGAUUCUCUCUAUUUGUCAUCCAAACUUUGGGCCAAAUCUUUUUUCGCCAUUUUUUGUUUUUUGCGCAGUUAGUUUACGCAGCGGCACAAUUAGUGUAUGGCGUGUAGUUUGUGUAAAUCAUAGUAAAACGGAGAUGAAACUCGGCUUUAUUUUAUCGCCAUGAGUUAUGGGCGUGUUGUGUUGUGAGUGCUGCACACAAUUAAAACACUGUUUUUUUUUUUUUGGAGGUGUGAUUGUAGUUCAUGUUCGAGUUACUACUGGUAGUGAUUAUUCCACUUCUAUUUUCCUUUUGUGUUGUAGCGUUUGGUUUGUUGGUUCUAGUCAGAUUGCACAAUUUGUCUAUCGUUUUAUUGCAUUUCAUAUAUUUAUGCAAGAGAUUUAGGGAGAAAGAUGAGUUGAGCUGUGGAGAGUGUAAUAAAAAUAAGCUUUAUCGUAUUUAUUUUAUUUGAAAUUGCUAGACCGGAUCAGCUUGUAGGCAAUAACAACGACAUGAAUGGUGCUAUGUUGUAAGUGUUUCUCAUCAUGAUUAGCAUUUUUUUUUUAAUGGAAAUUUGUAAAGUUCACAAAACAUUGAGUAUUCAGAUUAUUUUAGAAGCAAUUAAUUUCAAAGUAAAUAAACUUCCGAAGAAAGAUCUCCGAACUAUAGUUAAAAGUUCACAGAUCAUCACGUUGUUAAUAAAGCAUAUUGUUCCUUAUGGAAAGAAGUAAAACAGGCUAGAAAAGGAAAGUAUAAAACGAAAAAUGAGGCAAGAUCCAACAAAUCAACAUAAAAAUAGAGAGGAAAACAAACAAACAAAGUACCAACGAAUGUAGAAAAGGAAAGGAAUAAGCUAAAUAAGUAAAAAAAAAAAAUAAGAAAACUGGUUUUAAGUGCAAUGAUGUAAAGAUAUGAUUUA